Molecule: messenger RNA, 1314 nt
Organism: Stylonychia lemnae
Lineage: Eukaryota; Ciliophora; Spirotrichea; Sporadotrichida; Oxytrichidae
Source: the annotation of a GenBank genome assembly
AUGAUAAAUUUUUAGGAGAGCAUCGAUGAUUAAAACAUAUAAGAAAAUACUCUUUAGCCUGUGAUCAAAGGCAACAGCAUUUCAAGUGAGAAGUCCAGCUCAAAGUCAACUGUGAUAUCUCACAACUAUUUCUGCUAGGAUUGCCAGGUAUCAUUCUAAAAGCCCAGUAAACUUAGACGCCACAUCUAAAAUGUGCAUGAGGAGAUAAGACCAUUUAAAUGUGACGAUUGCGGUUAAACUUAUAAAAGAAAGGAGCAUUUAACAAGGCAUUAGUCAUCAGUUCAUGCAAGUGAAAGACUCCUGGAUUGUCCCUACAGAGACACUGAGGGAUGCUUACUGAGAUUUCCCAACAGAGAUUAACAAAGGAAACAUAUUUAGAGGAAGCAUGAAAAGAAACUGUACUGUGAAAUAUGCUAUUAAGAAGAGUUGAGAGAUAAAAUUAAUCCAGAAGUGGAGGAUUUAGCAGAAAAUGAAGAGGCUAAAGAUAAAUUUGAAGAAAAUGAGGAGGUGAAAUCAUUGAUAAAUGAUAGUGAAUAUGAGGAAUAUAUUUCUAUAAAAGAAGAGAAGUCUGAAUAGAAAUUAGUGGCUGGGCCAAUAUUUUUUACAAAGAAAUCCUAACUUAAAAAGCACAUGAGUGAGUACCAUGAUGAAGGUUAUGAGUGUGUUGGUCAUUGUGGAAAAAAGUUUGCCAAAAAAAAGCUGCUUCAAGCACAUUUAGCUAGAAUUAAAAAAAACUUGAAGAAAAAGAAUGCCAAAAUAUAUAACUAUGCUGAGGACGAGAUUUCAUAUGAUGCAAGACUAAUGAAGCUAAACAGCAGUUCUAUUCAUGAAUAGGAUGAAGAAUCGAAGUCAGAAUUUUCACAGAUGACAAUGCGCUAGGACCCUUACAAAAGAACAAAGAUUGACUAUAGUGGACUUGCAGGUGAUGAAAGCAUAGAUUAAAGCAUGAUUCAUUAGUUAUGCUCAGCAGGGAAAGAUGGAAAGAAAAUUGAGGAAGAUUAGCAAAGUAUCUACAGUAUAGAUAGAUUUUUGAAUCUAAAUGGCCAGAGAAAGGAAAGCUUUCAUAGUAGAUUUGAACUGUUGUCGCCAAGAAAUAAGUAGUUAAUGAUAUGUAACGCUUGUGGUAAAAUUUAAGGACUUAGCUAGAAGAGUUUUCACUUCAAGUAGCAUAUAAGAAGAUGUACAGGUAUAAAGUGUAAGAAGUAAAUAAGUAAGACAAGUUUAUACAUCUAAGAUCAUAGAGAUUUGAAAAUUGAGUAAACAGUAUAAAAUACUAAAGAUGAAGGUAUGAUUAGUUCUAAUAUGAUACUUUGA